CGUUUCUACUCCGUCAAACGUCGCGGGAACACUCGACGGUCACAUUGGAGUCCGACUCAAGUCGGUGAGUAUUUUAGGCUGAAUGUGACACGAGUAUGCAGUUAUGUUCUGUAAGAAAUUUGGACGACUUGCUUUUGGACUAUUAGCGGAGUCGACGUAUAGAUGCCCAUCAAUCCCGAAAGCGUCUCCCGAUGGAAGAUCUUUCAGGUCGCUGUGCAGCUGGACGGUGUGUUUGCGUCACCGUCACAGAAAUCAGCUGUCAAGCGGACUGCCCCACGCGAAUGUCCGCACAGUGUCUCAGAGCACUCUGGACCCCGCCGAGGUGCGCAAGUUUCAGGCCAUGGCGAGCAAGUGGUGGGACUUGCAGGGAGAGUUCGCUGCUCUGCACUCCAUGAAUGAUCUGAGAGUGCCUUUCAUACGGGAUAAUUUAAUGAACAUCCAUGGCGUGCGGCACUCAAGCAAACCGCUGGCUGGUCUCAGGAUACUGGAUGUAGGUUGCGGUGGAGGUGUGCUGAGCGAGCCACUAGGGAGGAUGGGUGCAGACGUGUUUGGGAUCGACCCAGUAGAGGACAGCGUAAGGACCGCAGAGCUGCACUCUUCCUACGAUCCUGACCUACGGGAGAGGGUUCGAUAUCAGCCCUGCACCCUGGAAGAGCUUGCUGAGGAUGAAGCAGAGGGAUUUGAUGCUGUUGUGGCGUCUGAGGUGGUGGAACAUCUGGCUGACCUGGAUGCUUUUGCCAGCUGCUGCCAGCAGGUCCUGAAGCCUGGUGGCUCACUGUUCAUAACCACUAUUAACAAGACCAGUCUAUCCUACGUUCUUGGGAUCGUAGCAGCUGAACAGCUAUUGAGGAUUGUACCGAGUGGAACUCACGACUGGGAGAAAUUCAUCAGCCCGGAGGAUCUGGAACGACUACUGGAGUCUGUUGGUUUCUAUGUGGAGACAAUCAGAGGCAUGAUGUACAAUCCUCUCACAGGAGCGUGGGGCUGGCAGCAGAGCACAGCCAUCAACUAUGCAUUGCAUGCCAUCAAACGCAAAGAGGAACCCCAGCCUGAUCGGGUCUGGGCCGAGAGCGAAAGCGAAAACCUGGAAGAGCAACACCAAGCCAGGAGUUAUAGCUGAGCUUAUGUAAAAGUUGGAACUGCCAGACUUCACCUGAAGUCAGAACAGGAUGUCAAUUUUUGACUCGGGGUUGCCGUUUUUGUCGCAUUAGUGGAGCAUCGCUGAGCAAAAAAUUAAAAUGUUGCUUCAUAAAACUACAGUCGUGAAGCUGUGUAGGUCUAAUUGAGGUGAGGACUAGACUUAAGCACGUUUGAUUCUCAGCACCUCUUCAUAAAUACAGCUUUAUUUAAGAGUCUCUGAUGCUUGGUGAAGCACAGUAUGUGGUGUUUUGUUGUGUUUACCAUUGAUCGGUUCAUGUUCAAUCAAAAUGAAUCUUAAAGGAUAAAAGACAAUUGUAUAAUUAUAUGAUCACACAAAGUGUUGGUACUUAGUAAACAGAGAAUGGAUCUUGUCUGUUAUAUGGUUCGAGAAGGUUUUUUAUUCAGUUCAAACAUUUCUCUAGUUUGGGUACUACUGUUAAACUUAGGGAAACAAUUGCCUUCCAAACAAGCUUUCUUUUUUACGGUUUCAACAGCAACAACAUAAAGGUUUUGUCGCCCAAAUUUAACUUCUGGUAGACCUCCCCAAAGAAUUUAUUUUUUAACUUAUUUCCUAUUCUAUAACUAAACACAGACCGAUGUUAACUUCGUGCCAGGUGAUUCCGUCUAUACGAAUCAGUGAUAUUGGCGGUUAAAUGCAAUACUUCUUAAAGUUGUGUUAAAGUAUUUACAAUAAUCUUUAAUAUGUAUUUUUUAAAUAGCUCCCUUCAGUUGAAAGCCUAGUGACCUUAUUGCUUUAUUUCUGAUCGGCCCAAUAUAAACCCAAAUGCUGCAUGGUGUAAAAAAAAGUGUAACCCAUUCUUCAUGUACAUCUAUUCUCUAUAUGUUUUAUUAUGUGUAUAUUUUAUAAUCCAAUACAAUCUGCUGUGAUCUA
Molecule: messenger RNA, 2032 nt
Organism: Triplophysa dalaica
Lineage: Eukaryota; Metazoa; Chordata; Actinopteri; Cypriniformes; Nemacheilidae
Gene: coq3
Product: coenzyme Q3 methyltransferase
Exons: 6
Coding region: 104-1120 (338 amino acids)
Biological process (GO): ubiquinone biosynthetic process
Molecular function (GO): 2-methoxy-6-polyprenyl-1,4-benzoquinol methyltransferase activity
Source: RefSeq, a predicted model, not a curated record